Molecule: messenger RNA, 1692 nt
Organism: Aspergillus ochraceoroseus IBT 24754
Lineage: Eukaryota; Fungi; Ascomycota; Eurotiomycetes; Eurotiales; Aspergillaceae
Product: putative glycosyl hydrolase
Exons: 1
Biological process (GO): carbohydrate metabolic process
Source: RefSeq, a predicted model, not a curated record
UUAUUCGUGGUGGUUUUCCUGGUGUCUGGGACCAAUGCGCGGGCGCUGGUACAAGACCCUUCCCCGCCAUUUUCUCUAAAUGCCCAGGUCUCUCGCAACAGCGAACAAUGGCCUCUCCCGGCAAACCAAUUCGUCGCACAGACAUUCCGUGACUUGAGACGUGCCCUCGAUGUGAUGCAGGAUGAUUACUUUGAGUUAUGGCAGGGGACCUGGCCGACUGGGAUCGAUUGGACUCGCGCUGUCCUGGGGACGCAUGUGUCGGCCACGCUCUCUGCAUUGACUGCAAGCGCGGACGACUCAUUGCUCUCAAGUCUGUUAGAAGACGCCGUUGAGGGCGGCCAGGGCCAAUGGGGGAUAACUCAGAACUCGAUGGCGCUGGAGAAUCUUGUCAAUCACUACUUUGCGCACGUCAUGGCAUUCUACUUUGGAGAGGACGCGUUUGCACUGAGAACUCAAGCUUACGAUGACAUGAUGUGGGUCGUGUUGGGCUGGUUGGAGAAUAUCAAAUUUCAGGUUCUGCAUUCGGACCUGCACUAUGAAAAUCCGGGACGACCCUGGCAUGGGACGCAGUUCCGAUCGCCGGCUGCGCAUCGGGUCCGCGUGUUCUAUGACCUUGCGUCUCAGGGGUGGGAUACGGCUCUCUGCACUGGUGGCAUGAUCUGGAGUCCUUACUUGACUCCUUACAAGAAUGCGAUUACCAAUGAGCUCUUCGUAUCGUCCAGUAUUGCGAUGUAUCUCUACUAUCCCGGCGAUGGGAUUGACUCACCAUUUAUGGCUAGCCGUGAGGGCGAGCAAUCGGCUGACGAUCUACCACAUAGCGCUGACUACUUACAUACGGCCAUUGAGGCGUACAGAUGGCUGAAGGACUCCAACAUGACGGGGCUGUUUGGGAUGUAUGCAGACGGGUUUCACGUCCGGGGUUGGAAAAGCGACAAACAGCCUGGGACGCGUAAAUGUGACAUCUUGAAUACGAUGGUGUACACGUAUAAUCAGGGAGUCAUUCUGAGCGGACUGCGAGGCCUCUGGCUGGCCACUGGGACGGAGCAGUAUCUCGAUGAUGGUCACGAGCUUGUUCGUAAUGUCAUGAGGGCGACGGGAUGGCCCAAUGUCUACGAUCAACGGUGGAUGGGAUUGGGUCGUGCUGGUAUUCUCGAAGAUUCCUGUGAUUCUAAAGGCGACUGCUCCCAGGAUGGACAAACGUUUAAAGGAAUCUUCUUCCAUCAUUUCGCCGAGUUCUGCCGACCAAUACACCCGCACGAGGAGCGGUUCCUCCGCACGCAAGCUUGGGCGCAAAAUGGAUGGAAGCGUUCUUUUGGGUGGCACCAAACAAGGUGUAGCCAUUACUAUCAGUGGAUUGAGCACAAUGCGAACGCUGCUCUUGCCACGCGAAAUGACGACGGCAAGUUCGGGAUGUGGUGGGGAAGAAAGUAUCGGGUGUUUGAUCGUUCGCUCUCCCACGAGAGCCCAUUGCCCCAUGGGGCAACAGACUACCGUAACUACCCCGAUUCGACAGGGCCGGCCUGGUGGUGGAAGAAAGCCUCGGAGCUGGCGUCCACGAUGCCAGAUGCGGACAUCGAACACGGCCAACCAGAAUACAACGAUCGCGGCCGAGGACGCACUGUAGAAACCCAGUCUGGUGGCGUCGCCGUCUUGCGAGCCCUGUACCAAUGGAAGGCGACGAUAUCUUUGUCG